Messenger RNA from Physeter macrocephalus (sperm whale), 765 nucleotides. RefSeq names its product ADP-ribosylation factor 4-like. Gene Ontology annotation, molecular function: GTPase activity; GTP binding. Gene Ontology annotation, biological process: vesicle-mediated transport; intracellular protein transport. The record is from RefSeq and is a predicted model, not a curated record. NCBI's taxonomy places the organism in Eukaryota, Metazoa, Chordata, Mammalia, Artiodactyla, Physeteridae. Gene Ontology annotation, cellular component: cytoplasm; plasma membrane.
AUGGAGAUUCCAGGACACUCUCGCCAGCAAAAGAUUCUCAAAGUAAGAAAUGGUCUCAGCUCUCUGGAUCAACAUGAGCACUAUCCAAGGAGCUGUUCCCAAGAAGCCCCAUCUACAGUUGAAUCUGAUUUAGAUGAUGAGCUCUUGGACUUGGAAACUGAUGCUGUAACUGUUGGAAAAUUUGUGGGUCUCAUGAGAGGAUCUACCUUUGAUCCUACUUCCAGAGGUAUCCGGUCCUGCAAAUUUCUGAGCCCUUUGAGCACUGGAAGCCCGCAGAUGCGCAUUUUGAUGGCUGGAUUGUAUGCUGCUGGCAAGACGACCAUUCUGUAUAAACUGAUAGGAGAGAUAGUCACCACCAUUCCUAUCAUUGGUUUUACUGUGGAAACAGUAGAAUAUAAGAACAUUUGUUUCACAGUAUGUGAUGUUGGUGGUCAACAUAAAAUUAGGCCUCUCUGGAGGCAUUACUUCCAAAAUACCCAGGGUCUUAUUUUUGUGGUAGAUAGCAAUGAUUGUGAAAGAAUUCAGGAAGGAGCAGAAGACCUGCAGAAAAUGCUUCAGGAAGAUGAGCUGCGAGAUGCCAUGUUUCUGCUUUUUGCAAACAAACAGGAUUUGCCGAAUGCUAUGGCCAUUAGUGAAAUGACAGAUACAUUAGGUCCUCAGUCUCUUCAUAACAGAACAUGGUAUGUUCAAGCCACUUGUGCUACACAAGGAACCGGUCUGUAUGAGGGACUUGACUGGCUGUCAAAUGAGCUUUCAAAACGUUAA